Molecule: messenger RNA, 916 nt
Organism: Cryptomeria japonica (Japanese cedar)
Lineage: Eukaryota; Viridiplantae; Streptophyta; Pinopsida; Cupressales; Cupressaceae
Product: AP2-like ethylene-responsive transcription factor AIL5
Exons: 7
Coding region: 1-891 (296 amino acids)
Biological process (GO): regulation of DNA-templated transcription
Molecular function (GO): DNA-binding transcription factor activity; DNA binding
Source: RefSeq, a predicted model, not a curated record
AUGGGCUCUAGCGCCUAUCAAAAUCAGGUAAAUUUAGAAGGUUGUUUUUGUAUGUUCAAUGCUUUGAGACAAAAUCUCAGAGAUUUCUUUGACGGUCUUCUUUUAAGGAUGUUAUAUCUCGGUGUCUAUGAGCAUGAAGAGAGCGCUGCCAGAGCUUAUGAUCUGGCAGCUCUCAGGUGUUGUGGUCCAGCAGCUCUAACAAACUUUCCGAUAAAUACCUAUGAGAGAGAGUUGGAAGAGAUGAAAAACAUGUCAAAGGAAGGAUACAUUGAAUUUUUAAGGAGGAGCAGCACUGGCUUUUCUAUGAGGAAGUCACCCUACCGCGGAGUGACAAGAUCUCUUCGAGAUGGAAGGUGGCAGGCUAGGUUGGGCGGGGUUGAUGGGAAAUAUUUGUAUCUGGGAACGUUCACCAACCAGGAAGAGGCAGCUGAGGCUUAUGACAUUGCUGCGAUUAAAUUUAAAGGUGAAAACGCUAUUACAAACUUUGACAGAAACAGAUACGAUAUGGAAGCCAUCAUGGAAUACACACCACCUGUAGGAAGGAGAGUUGAAUUAGAAGAUAAGGAAUCUAAUGGUGGCUUCCAAACUACAACUAUUAAUGUGGAAAGCACUGGGAAUGUACCUUCCUGCACAGAUUGUACUGCACCCACAGCCAUUAAUGGGCAUGCACCAGCUCUUGAAAACAUACUCUCUUUGGGUACCUCCACAUUCUGCUUCCCUGGGCAGUCCUCAGGUGUAGUGAGAGCUGGUCAUGAGAACGUAAUGCCUGAUACCAACUGGAAAACACCCUCUCUUCCGGUUUCAGAAAGUGGGCUUAGUGUUACAGAAGCAGCAUGUCAACGUCCUAUUAUGUUCAAUAUCUGGAAUGAUACAAGGAUGUCAAAAUCUUAGUUAUCUUUCAAUAGGAUUCUAAAUG